This is a messenger RNA of Pyricularia grisea, 1004 nucleotides long. RefSeq lists its product as uncharacterized. The transcript is spliced from 2 exons. Gene Ontology annotation, biological process: mitochondrial respirasome assembly. Bases 152 to 799 code for a protein of 215 amino acids. Lineage: Eukaryota; Fungi; Ascomycota; Sordariomycetes; Magnaporthales; Pyriculariaceae. The record is from RefSeq and is a predicted model, not a curated record. Gene Ontology annotation, cellular component: mitochondrion.
UCCAGAUCGUCAUCGAACUUGUGAGCUGCGACAUCCAUGACAUUCACAGACUGACAUACUUCGCACCACUUCAUUAGGAAGGUCAUCUCUCAGAAUCCCAGUCAAUUAACCAUCCUCAAUUGAAUAACACUUACUCACAUUACCUUACGCGAUGCCGACAACUGGCCCUCCGCCACCCCUGCCGGGAGAUCGGCCCCUGCCAUCUUCCUUUGACAAUGACGAAGACUUCUACAAUGAAAACGGCUUCCAAAAGAUCGCCCGAAAGCUCAAGCAAGAGCCGCUCGUGCCGCUGGGCUGCGUGCUGACGGUGGCGGCGUUCACCGGGGCGUACCGAGCGAUGAGGGCGGGCGACCACGGGCGAGUCAACCGCAUGUUCCGGUACCGAAUCGCCGCGCAGGGCUUCACCAUCCUCGCCAUGGUGGCCGGCGGCAUCUACUACAGCGACGACCGCCACAAGGAGCGCGAGAUGUGGAAGGCCAAGCGCGAGGCCGACGAGGAGGACAAGCGCCAGAGGUGGAUCAGGGAGCUCGAGGCCAGAGACGAGGAGGACAAGCUCGCAAAGGAGAUCAUGGACAAGAGGAGGCAGCGAGCCGCCGCCGCCGCCGCCAAGCGCGAGGGCAAGGCGGCCGUCGAGGACAAACCCGCAGACGGCGCUGCUGCUGCUGCUGCGCAGGAUGCCAAGUCGUCUUCUGGACUUAGCUGGUCCUCGGUGCCCGGUUGGUUUGGCGGGGACAAGACUGAUCCCAACUCGAAUGCGCAGCCAAACACAGGAGAUGCCGAAAAGCCGACGGAGAAAUGAACAGGAGUGUACCUACCCUCCCGUUUCUUGUGUAUACUACAGAUUUCGAAAGGCGUUUGUUUUGUUCUCUUUUUUGGGCUGGCAAAAAUCGGGGAUAUCUCUGACCUACGUGAGGGGGUUGAUCAGUCUCUGAUGGAUAGGGGGCUGAUACCAGUGUAAUAUGACGCUAUCUAGAUGUAUCAAUACUUUACGUGACUUUAUCAAA